AUGAGUAUAACAGUGGAUAAUGUGAGUGCCAAUGACACUGGAGUUGAUUACUUGAGGAAGCAGCUGCAGAAAACCAACAUUGCCAAGGGCAAGUUUGUGCAUAUGAGGUGUGCAACUCACAUUGUGAAUCUGAUUGUAAGAGAUGGUUUGCAAGAAGUUGACCUAUCUAUUAAGCGUGUUAAGGCUACUAUUAGGUAUAUAAAAAAUGGGACAUCAAGAUUGGUCAAGUUUAAAGAAAUUGAUGAGGAAGAGAAAAAAGUGUUUUUAAAGUUAGCUGAAGAUGACCCUAAUUAUGUUAUUGACUUGUCUGAAGCAAGAGAUGGUCUUGGGCAUCCAGAUGAAGAUGAUUGGGAAAAUGCAAAGAAAAUGGCACAAUUUCUACAACAUUUUUAUGACCUUACUGUCCGUAUCUCUUCUUCCCUCCAAGUUACUAGUAACACUUUCUUCCAUGAGAUUAGAGAAGGAGUUUGGCACACCAACAACAAGGACAACGAGAAAGGGCAGCAGCAAGAGCAAGAUAGGGAUAAAGGGCAAAGAAAGGGCAAGGGGAAGGACAAGGACAAGGAGAAAGAGAACAUCAACUUACUGAUAUUUGUGGCUGCAUUCCUUGAUCCAAGGUACUUAUCUUUGUACACAAUAAUUACUGUUGAAGAGAUAUUUGGUGAGGAAAGAGGUCAAUUGGUUUGGGCAGCGAUAAAUACUUGUGUGACAGUGUUGUUUGAAGAAUACAGGAACAUGUAUGCUCCAAGUGAAGAAACAACUCCAGUAGUUGAUGAUGAUAAAUCUAAGAGAGUAGCAGGAGGAAUGCUUAAAAACAAAAUUGCCAAGAAGAUGAAGUUAAAUAACUGUUCUACUAGCACCAACAAAUCUGAACUUGAGAAAUAUCUUGCUGAAGAAACAGAAUACAUAGACUCAAAAAUGGACAUGCUUGCUUGGUGGAAAGUCAAUUAA
Sorghum bicolor (sorghum) is the source of this 951-nucleotide messenger RNA. Its product is annotated as zinc finger BED domain-containing protein RICESLEEPER 2-like. The transcript has 3 exons. The record is from RefSeq and is a predicted model, not a curated record. Lineage: Eukaryota; Viridiplantae; Streptophyta; Magnoliopsida; Poales; Poaceae. The coding region runs from base 1 to 951 and encodes 316 amino acids. Gene Ontology annotation, molecular function: DNA binding.